Molecule: messenger RNA, 881 nt
Organism: Pelobates fuscus (common spadefoot toad)
Lineage: Eukaryota; Metazoa; Chordata; Amphibia; Anura; Pelobatidae
Product: trypsin-like
Exons: 5
Coding region: 49-786 (245 amino acids)
Biological process (GO): proteolysis
Molecular function (GO): serine-type endopeptidase activity
Source: RefSeq, a predicted model, not a curated record
AUACUCUAAGCCCAAAACCACAUCUCUGACAUCUAUCCAGUCCACACCAUGAAGCUUCUUCUGAUCUGUGCUCUGCUGGUGGCAGUUGCUGCAUUUGAGGAUGAUGAUGAUAAGAUUGUUGGAGGUUACAUCUGCACCAAGAACUCUCUCCCAUACAUUGUAUCCCUGAAUAUCGGUUACCAUUAUUGUGGAGGUUCCCUGAUUACCAGCCAGUGGGUGCUCUCUGCUGCUCAUUGCUACAAACCGAGCUUUCAGGUCAUUCUGGGAGAGCACAACAUCGCUGUGAGUGAGGGCACUGAGCAGGUUAUUAGCUCUGUCAAGGUCAUCAAACAUCCCAGCUACCAGUCCAGCAAGACAGACAAUGACAUCAUGCUGAUCAAGCUUGCCUCUCCUGCCAUCCUUAACUCCUACGUGAAUACUGUGUCUCUGCCCUCUGGCUGUGCCCCCGCUGGUACCAGCUGUCUGAUCGCCGGAUGGGGAAACACACUGAGUAGUGGCACCAAUUACCCAGAUAUCCUGCAGUGUCUCAAUGCCCCAAUUCUGACCGAUACACAGUGCAGGAAGUCCUACCCUGGGAAAAUCACUGGUAACAUGUUCUGUGCUGGUUUCAUUGAAGGAGGCAAGGAUUCCUGCCAGGGUGACUCUGGUGGUCCCGUGACCUGUAACGGUCAGCUCCAGGGUGUGGUCUCCUGGGGAAUUGGCUGUGCUCUGAGGAAUUACCCCGGAGUAUACACCAAGGUCUGCAACUACAUCGACUGGAUCCAGAACACCAUCGCUUCAAACUAAAACUUAUCAAGAAUUGCCUCUUUAUUUUUCCAUUAUUACUUCAUUGUUUAAUUGUUAAAUGAAAUUUUAAUAAACUCUAGUUUUAUAAUUAACAA